AUGCAGUUCUCCAUCACCACCAUCCUCGCCUUCGCUGCCACCGCUGCCUUCGCUGCUCCCCUCGAAGAGCGCCAGGUUGGCCUCUGCUCCUCUGGCAACCCCGUCUGCUGCGCAACUGACGUCCUCGACCUCGCUGACUUGGACUGCAGUCCUCCUACCGUCACCCCUGCUGGCGUCAAUGAGUUCAUCGAUACCUGCUCUUCAGUGGGCCAGCAGGCCAAGUGCUGCCUGAUCCCCAUUCUCGGCCAGGCACUUAUCUGCUCUGACGUUAACCCUACUGCCCCUGCCCCUUCUGCUGCUGCUUAA
Bipolaris victoriae FI3 is the source of this 306-nucleotide messenger RNA. RefSeq lists its product as hypothetical. NCBI's taxonomy places the organism in Eukaryota, Fungi, Ascomycota, Dothideomycetes, Pleosporales, Pleosporaceae. Gene Ontology annotation, cellular component: extracellular region. Bases 1 to 306 code for a protein of 101 amino acids. The record is from RefSeq and is a predicted model, not a curated record. The transcript has 2 exons.